Molecule: messenger RNA, 705 nt
Organism: Abrus precatorius (Indian licorice)
Lineage: Eukaryota; Viridiplantae; Streptophyta; Magnoliopsida; Fabales; Fabaceae
Exons: 1
Coding region: 79-438 (119 amino acids)
Biological process (GO): mRNA processing
Source: RefSeq, a predicted model, not a curated record
ACUUAUACUAAAACACAAAACGCUUAUUAUGUUUGGCAACGCAUCUCAGUGACUGCGCAACAUCGCUUGGAUUCAGCAAUGGCUUCGGCGCUUCAGAAAGUGCUGAGAAAAUCAGUCCCACCCUUUCCAUUCAUCACCGCCUUUCGUCCCUCCCAAUCACCAAACCCCAUUCUCGAAUUUCACAACCCAUCCUCUCCUACUUCACCAGCCCCAACCCCAGUGACGCACCACUCCGCUCCUUCCACCCUCAUAUUUCCCACUUUCCCUUUUGGGUUUUCCCCAAAACCCCUUUUUGCAAGUGGGUUUUUCUUCCCCGAGGAAUCGGUGUCCGAAGAAUCUGGAACCCUCUGGGCCGAUAGCGUCAAGAAGAAGCGCAAGAAGAAGAUGAACAAACACAAGUACCAGAAACUCAGAAAGCGCAUGAGGAGACAGACUUAGGUGAACCGUCGAUUAUUUUUUCUGCCUUUUAUUUUUGUUUUUUAAAUUACUUUUUAGUGAGAAAAAGAAUGAAUGAGGGAAGAUGUGUUUAAAGAUUUAUUUUGGUUAAUCACGAUGUUGUUAUUGUACUUUAUUUGAUGCUUCACAGUCUUGUGUCUCUUAGAUGGAUGAUAAUUGUCCCUUUGUUUUUGUUUUCGCUUUAUUUGUGGUUUCAUGAUUAUAUUAUCCAGUGCAGAUUACAGAGGGGAAUAAAUAAAAUUUGGUGGG